AUGCCAGCUGCCGCCUCAGGGCGCAGCAAGUUGGAGCGCAAGAAGGACCGACUGAAUCGUCGAAAGAUUGCAGCCGCAGCUGAGCGUGAUGCAUUGGCUCGAGAACAUGAGGCAGCGCGUGUUGCAGCCAUCAGUCGUAGUCGUCUGCGUCGUCUUCCGCCGUGGCUGCCCACGUUACCGUCCACCAAUCCGCAUGACGCCGCCGUAUUCCGAGAUAUUAAUGAUAAGUCGAGACCUGUAGCUCUACGUUUAGGUCAAGAGAUGAUGCGUUACUGUGCCUACACACAGCGUGUGGUGGACGCUGCGCGCCAACACAUUGACGCAGCCAUUGCGCAUAUAGUUGAGGGUGUGCGCAAGAUCUGGCCACACGCGACUGUCACGUGCUUUGGCUCGUAUUCUACAGGUCUUUGGCUUCCAUCUAGUGAUGUGGAUGUAGUGGUCAUGGGGUUAUCAAACGAAAAAGACCGAGACGUUCCGACGAGGUACAUACCCGAUGGAGUAAAAGAACUCGAACAAUUAGCACGACAGCUGCGGCCGCAAAAGAGCUGGGUGCAGCGCGUAGACGUAGUAAGAGGUGCAAAAGUUCCUGUUGCGAAAGUACUGCUACGUCGUGGUAGUCAGAAAGAUGGAGGAAACCCUGCGCUGCUUGGAGUAGAUAUUUCAAUCGAAAAUGUCCAAACCAGCCAUGGAAUUGAGGCUAGCAAGUUAGUGCGUCAAUAUGUUACCGAUUUACACGGUCUCAAACCGCUUGUAAUGGUAUUGCGGCAGUUUUUGAGAGAAAAGGCAUUAAAUAGUGCUUUCACGGGUGGAUUGAGCUCGUACGCAGUGACAUUGUUAGCAGUGUUUCUGAUGGAAAUGCAGAGACAUCAGAAGGAAGAAAAUGAAUAUAAUGAUUACAGAGAUGACACGUCAGAAGAUGAAAUAGCGCAGAAAACUGGACAGUUGUUACUCGAUUUUUUGGAGUAUUACGGGACAUCAUUUGAUUACUUCACAACUGGACUCUCGUUAAAACCAGAAGCGUUUGGUGCGUAUCCACUUGCAGCACAUCUGUCGAUCACGAACGGUUUGCCUCUCAUGCCGCAGCUUGUAAUUGACGACCCAGUGUACAAGAACGGACAGCAUAAUGCGGCAGCAGGAGCAUUUGCGCUAGCUCGAGUAGUUGCUGCACUAGAGAAUGGCUAUUUCGCCUUGUGUUAUCAUAUGCCGACACAGUUCGCACCAACGCCAUUGUGUCAGUUGCUGCACUGGUCAGGCCACCAAGCACGGGAUCUCGAUUACUCAACUAAGCAAUAG
Messenger RNA from Plasmopara halstedii, 1293 nucleotides. RefSeq lists its product as hypothetical. Gene Ontology annotation, molecular function: mRNA binding; poly(A) RNA polymerase activity. Gene Ontology annotation, cellular component: nucleolus; TRAMP complex. The transcript has a single exon. Bases 1 to 1293 code for a protein of 430 amino acids. Gene Ontology annotation, biological process: RNA 3'-end processing. The record is from RefSeq and is a predicted model, not a curated record. NCBI's taxonomy places the organism in Eukaryota, Oomycota, Peronosporomycetes, Peronosporales, Peronosporaceae.